AAAGGCAAGGAGGCGUCUAUGUUUAUUCCAAUGAGUCAGCUAGUAGCAUCCGGAAAAACCAUCGAGGACCUGGAAUUGAACUCCGUAGUGAGACCAGCGUGGAGGAAUCGAAACUCAAUUUUUGGGGUAAUCAUUAGCAUUGUUCUUGGCAUCACUGGUUCAAGUGCACUAGCCACGUUCUAUAGCUUGCAGGGCCUUUUCAACACAGUACAGAUAUUCGCUCUUAUCCUUAGCACUCUCAUUCCUCUCCAUGGAAAGGAAGCACUUGGGAAAUGGCGCCAGUUGUUCUUGGGUACUAUACCGAACAUCCUGGCGUUUAACUUCGCUACGACAUUAAUCCAGUCCAUGAUUUACCUCCUGGUUUUCAUGGCUCUUGCGGGUGGCUUGCUCUACUGCUUUCAUCGUUCAUCGUCACCUUGCAUGCGAUAUAAUCGCCUGGAAGCCUUUCAACAACCUGAGAAGCAAGGCAGCGGGUGGAGCAUCGUGAUCGUUAGCUUUCUUCUCACCGUCAUCUACCUGCCUUUGAGCACCAUGACGGUUCAUAUCCUUGUAUGGUCGGACGAUCUUUGGGCUGUACCCAACCCAUAUACCAACACCACCACCAAUCCUCCGCAAGUGGCCCCCCUAGGUCCCGCUGAUGAGUAUAGGGACCCACUUGAUUUCUGCUAUACUACGACUAUGAAGCGAAACGAAAUCAACUUUGCUCCAGUGCUUAUCAUCCUUGCAAUCAUCAUUUUCUUCGGGUUGACGAUCUGGUUUCCUCUUGCUCUACGAAUGGCGAUCAAGCAGGCCGUGCCCAUUGUCGACCGAUAUACAGAGUUGGGCAGGCCUCGGAGCGACAGGGACAUGGACCGCGAGUACCGGCGGCUCUUGUCGAGGGAUAGAAACCCACUAUCGUUCUUAUACGGAGGAUUCCGACGAGGAUGGGGAACGUAUGAAACACUGUACCUCUUUGCCAAGAUGAGCACACUUCUCAUCGUUUCUGUCAUCGACCCGAACAACUGCCUCUUCCGAUCGCUUUCGCAAACCAAAAUCACUAUUGUCCGUCAGAUUGUCCUCCUCGUGGUCAUGACUAUAUUCUUUGGCCUUCAAGCUUUUUUCUCUCCCUUCAUCGACCCUGUCAAUAAUGCCAGCGAAUGGAUUUCGCGACUCAAUUACAUCCUGACUUCCGCUGUUGCACUCACAGUCGCGUUGGAUAUACGCAGCAAGGACAUUCUCAACGGUGUUAUCAUUUACGCAAUCUAUAUUAUCACUUAUGGUUUCACAGCCUAUUUUGCUUUGAUAAAUUUAAGCGUGGUGCAACGGAUGGUGAAGCGGCUGACCCGACGCAUCGACUUCAGCAUCGACAUAUUCUCUCCUCGGCUAGAUAUUUCUCCAUCAUCGCCCCAUACACGACGACGCAUUUGGCAAGAGGCAAUCACGACACUCUUCUUGACUAGUCCCGAAUGUCGCAUCCCAGCCAAACAACCCAUGCAAUAUCUCCAAGCGCGCGACUGGGAGUACCCACCCUAUCUCCAGAAUUUCUUGGGUUCUCCGGGGGAACGUCACGUCGAGAAUCUCAAGAUUCUUCGAGAAGUCGGUACCAUGGCUUACAGGAAAGGGGUCUCAUUGGUGUCUGGACCAGACCUCGCUUGGUUUCAGUACCUGGCCGACGAUAUCCAAACUCAUUAUGUUGGGCCAGAUUGCUAUUGGAAGAAUCCAGCCAAAGACUCGAUACCUGGAUGUACCAGACAUUUUGGCAAUGCUUGGUGGAUACCUUUCCCCCCAACGCUGGUCAUCAAGUAUGAUGAUGGACCUCUUGCAGUUUUGCAGGACGUAUCAGAUCUUGAGCGAUAUGUAGCGCAGAAUUCAAGUGCAGACAUACAAAGAAGACGAGAGAUUCGAAUGGCUCUACGUGCGUUAGAUGGUCGCGCAGUAUUUUGGCCACAUCGGUAUGUCAAGUCGACGGGUUCGCGGGUGUCAUGUUGUCGGGGUAUGCGGUACAAGGCGCAAACGUCUGUCGACUAUCAGACUUGCAUCCUCAACAUCAAACGUAGGGGUCAUCUGGUAUGGGAAGGCAUUCAACUCGGCAGCGGAUUUGACGUCGAACUGGUCUAUGCCAAGAACGUCCGCCUCGAUGGAGGCAUCAUUGGCCUCAACGACGAUUACGAUCUGACUGGACCUUUGGCACAGUUCCUCGCCCUGAACCAUAACUCCAUUGGUUCACAGCUUCGUCAUAUCGAGGCCGUCGUGACCGCCUACCGUGAACAUUCCAAGAAUGAAUGUCGGCAGAAAGUCGAUGUUCUGACCUAUCGAUUUUUGACGCAUGUGUAUGAUCAGCCUCGAGACCCCUCGGGGUUGGCGGCAAGCUCGAUAGAAUUUGAGCGGGACCUGCGGGUCAGACAGUUGAUGGUCGGGAGUGAGGCGGUUUUUGAGACGACAUAUGAACGAUUGUCGGCUGUGUCAGCGACAGAGGUCGCAACUUGGUGGUAUCUAUUCUGGGACGAUUUCUGGAGAAGAAAUCACGACACGAUCAAGGCUCUGGAGAUACACGCCCCAGACUUCAACCCACACUAUGCUUCCUCAAUUGCAUAUACCCCUCUUCCUCGGUCAGCACUAGAGACAUUCCUUAUCCAGCGUGGUUUACUACACAAGACGCCGCCCUGGGGCGGUGAUUUCAUCACUUCAGGCUUCUUGAACAAGAUUUAUAUCCGUCUGAAUGACAUCGUCUUCCAUGGCUCAACUGAGGCGCAUAUAUUCCAUCUAGGCCACAAUAUAUCUGAAGAACUAGAUAUGAAGGAGAUUGACAUUGAGACCCAAGGGCGUCCUUCUACCCUUGGCACGGGGGGCGGCACGGACCACGAUGCUGAAUCAAUAACUGCACGCCCUGCAUUCAGAUGGGAAGGUAUCUUGAACGACUCGUUACAGUAUAGGUUGAAGCCGCGAAGGAACCUAUUGUCUAAGCUAGGAGCGUGGCUUGGCGUGACACCACUUUGGAGGAUAGGGGUCCCAUCCCGAGGCGUAACGUUGGAUUUACGGUUGGAGAAUGGGAGGUACGUGAUGAUGGAUAGCGAUGCGGGGAGAACGAGGAAGGUGCAUGGUCACGGACAUCACAUAGUCUGAAAACUGACGACGUGAAUGCAAUCACAUUCCGCGGGGAAUCUCGAAGACUGUGCUAUUACAUUAAAAACUAAGUAGAAUAGAUAGAGCUGAGAGGGACAUACACCGUACUUCAUGUAACCUUCCGCCGCUUAUUCCCUCUGGGAUGAUG
Messenger RNA from Heterobasidion irregulare TC 32-1, 3250 nucleotides. RefSeq lists its product as uncharacterized. The record is from RefSeq and is a predicted model, not a curated record. Lineage: Eukaryota; Fungi; Basidiomycota; Agaricomycetes; Russulales; Bondarzewiaceae. The transcript is spliced from 16 exons. The coding region runs from base 19 to 3102 and encodes 1027 amino acids.